Acytostelium subglobosum LB1 is the source of this 1428-nucleotide messenger RNA. RefSeq lists its product as hypothetical. The record is from RefSeq and is a predicted model, not a curated record. Lineage: Eukaryota; Evosea; Eumycetozoa; Acytosteliales; Acytosteliaceae. Bases 1 to 1428 code for a protein of 475 amino acids. Gene Ontology annotation, biological process: protein phosphorylation; MAPK cascade. The transcript has 3 exons. Gene Ontology annotation, molecular function: MAP kinase kinase activity; ATP binding.
AUGUUUCAAAGGAAACCAGGCUUGAGAAUCAACUUGAGCAGUAUCAGUGGUACUAAUACCAAUGCUGAUACAGGUAAUACUUAUGGCACCAAUAGCAACAAUGUUGCCUCAGUCGUACAGGUCAACAACAAUCCAAACUAUAUGAAUAUACAACCAGAACAUAACAAACCAUUCUCAUUAACAAACAGUGGAACGUUUAGAGAAGGUGACCUUGCGAUUAAUAAGAGAGGUCUGUUGAUUAAGGGUGAAUCACCAAAGAGUACAUAUAUGGAGAGGCGACCAAAUAGAUAUCCAGGUCUGUCUGGAGGUUCAAGAAAGACAACAUCAACAACAGAGGAUACAACAAUGGAUAUGGAUAUAGAUGAUAAUAAUAGUAACGACAACAACAACAAUUACAAUAGUAGUACAAGUAUGAGCACGAGCAACACGAGGAGUAACAACAACAGCAAUAGCAGUAGUACCAGCAGCAGCAGCAGUAGUAGCAGUAACACGAAUAACUACAACUACAACAGUAGUAGUAUGCAACCAAAUUAUGAUAUUCAAUCAUUCCAAUUGAAGGAUCUCAAGAUUAUAAAGGUAUUGGGCAGGGGACAGGGAGGCGUCGUCAAGCUUGCCUAUCACGAGCCUUCAAAGUCAUACGUGGCACUCAAGGUGAUGCCACUGGACAUCCAAGAGAACGUGCGCAAGCAGAUCAUCCUCGAGCUCAAGACACUGUACAAGACGCACUGUCCUCACAUUGUAUCAUUCUACGACGCCUUCUACAGCGAGGGCUCCAUUCAGAUUGCCCUGGAGUUUAUGGACGGUGGCUCGCUCACCGACCUGCUACAGCGCGUCAAGGUGAUCCCCGAGCCCGUGCUGGCCAAGCUGACGCUCAACGUGCUGCAGGGAUUGUUCUACCUGCACAAGGAGGUGCAUCUCAUUCAUCGCGACAUCAAGCCAUCAAACAUCCUGCUCAAUCGCAAGGGCGAGGCAAAGAUCUCGGACUUUGGCGUGAGCAGCCAGCGCCAGGACACGAUGUCCAAGGCCGUCACUUGGGUGGGCACCGUUGUGUACAUGUCGCCCGAGCGCAUCAGUGGCAAGUCCUACUCGUACGACUCGGACAUUUGGAGUCUGGGUCUGACCAUUCUCGAGUGUGCGCUGGGCCGCUACCCUUACAUUCGCGACGACAACAAUGGAACGAUGCUCACUGUCGAGAGUAUGGGACUCAACUUCUGGACUCUGCUGGACUUUAUCAUCAAAGAGCCCGUUCCAUUCCUUCCGCCAGACAGAUUCUCCGUUGAGUUUUGUUCAUUCAUAUCAGAUUGUUUACAAAAGGAGCCAGAGGAAAGGCCUUCCGCUGCGUCACUAUUGCGUCAUCCAUUUAUCAAGAAGUAUCAGAAUGAUGACAUUAACUUGAUGUCAUGGAUAUCAAGCAAUCUUCAAUCAUAA